Molecule: messenger RNA, 4696 nt
Organism: Oryzias latipes (Japanese medaka)
Lineage: Eukaryota; Metazoa; Chordata; Actinopteri; Beloniformes; Adrianichthyidae
Product: alpha-2-macroglobulin-like protein 1
Cellular component (GO): extracellular region
Molecular function (GO): endopeptidase inhibitor activity
Source: RefSeq, a predicted model, not a curated record
UAUUUAUCAGCAGUAGUCUCUGACCAAACUCCGUCAGUCAGUCAUGGGUCAUUCUGGGAUUCAGACGUUAACAUGGACACUCUGUGUCCUUCUGUGCAAAAUUUCUCAGGGUGACGCACAAGAAGAAAUACAGUAUGUUGUGGCCGUUCCUGGAGUCAUUGAAUCUGGAACUGAAGCCAAGUUCUGUGCAAGUCUCCUGGAGCUUAAUCAAGCUGUGGUCAUGACUGUCGUUUUGAAAUCCAAAGAGAAAAACACAACACUUUUAGAGAGGACUUCAGACAAGAAAUUUCAUGAAUGUACUGAGUUUCAGGCACCAACAGUGCAGAAUGAAGAGGUGCAUAUACUCGAAGUGUCGGUGCAAAGUAAUACGUUUUACUCCAAAAAAUCCCAGAAGAUCAUGAUUAAAGCCUUUCAGCCGAAACCGUUUGUCCAAACAGAUAAACCAAUUUACCUUCCCGGACAGAUGGUAAAUUUUAGAGUUUUUGCAUUGGACAGUAAAUUAAGACCUGCAAGUCUCCUGUUCAACGUCAUCGAACUGCAGGAUCCUCAUGGGAACAGAAUUGGACAAUGGCUCAAUGAGACGUCGGAUGGUAAAAUAUUAGCGCUUUCUUACUCCCUCAGCUCUGAGGCACGUGAAGGAGUACACCAAAUUGUUCUGUCAGUGGGUGAUGAUAAGAUUUCUCACAGCUUCAAGGUGGAGAAGUAUGUUUUGCCUAAAUUUGAGGUAACACUAAAUGUAAAAGAGGAAGUGAGUAUUGGGCAGGAGGAGAUUACUGCAGAAGUUUGUGCAAAGUACACAUUUGGACAGCCUGUGCCAGGAACCAUUUCUGUUAAGAUGUGCCGACCUUCUCAACCCUUUUAUUAUGGUGUUACCGUAAAAAAAGAGGAUGGUUCUCCCGUGAUAACUGAACCAUGUGUUGGAAAGAUUAAGCAGACAGAUAAAAGUGGCUGUACCACCCUUGAAUUCAGUAUGUCGACUUUCACAAGAAUGGAUGCAAAGAUUUUGCGCGAUGAGCUGAAGGUAGAGGCUUUGGUAGAAGAGGAGGGGACAGAGAUUUCACUGGGACAGGCAAAGACAAUCCAGCUUUCCUAUGUUAUUGGGAAGCUAUCUUUCACUGACACCCCCAAGCUUUACAACCAAAAUUCAACUCUGGAAGGAAAGGUCAAAGCCGUUUACUACAACGACACUCCCAUAGCUGGAAUGCAGUUACAUGUGCUUUCUGGCAGGAUGUGGUCACCUGAAGAACAGGCCAUAGUUACGACUGAUAUCAAUGGAACUGCCCCUUUCUCAAUUAGUACACGUUCAUUUGUUGGUACCAUCAACCUCCACGUAAGCGACAAACCAUCCCUGGAUCACUCUCGUUAUCGAGAAGUUUUUUAUCAGUUGGGUUCUCACACCAUUAAUGUGGCCACGCCUCCUUCUCCUGAUGCUGUAACAGCCAGCUCCCUGGAGAUCAAGAGGGAGGCGUCUCUUUCUUGUAACAAGAAUGAGGAGAUCAUUAUCCAGUACACCUUAGUGAGAGAAGCCCAGGGCUCCGUGGAUGUCGUGUAUCUGGUCUUAUCCAAACAAUCCAUUUACAUGCAAGGACAUAAAACGAUCCAGGUGCACGAUGUGCCAGUGAAUCAGGGAGAAGUGUCAUUCACAUUGGACGUAUCUCCUGACAUGGCGCCAACUGUCCAGAUUGUUGUCUACGCCAUUCUCCCGAGCCAGGAAUUCAUAGCGCACUACGUUUCCCUCUCCACUGGGGACUGCUUCAAGAAUGAGGUGUCUGUUGAGUUUUCCCCCUCCUCAGCUGUCCCAGGAGAGGAGGCUGAAAUGCAGUUGACCGCCCACCCAGACUCACUGUGUGGUGUCAGUGCUAUAGAUCAGAGCGUGCUCAUUAAGGAGCCAGGUGGAACUCUGGAUGCAGACAAGAUCUAUAACCUUCUGCCUUUAAGAAGAACAUAUAUCCCUUAUGAAAUUCAAGAAGUGCCGGAAUGUUUGCCUGUGAGACCAAAGAGAUACAUUUCCCCAGAUUAUAUUCACCCUCCAAAUAUUGGGCAGAGUGAUGCCUAUUCAAUGUUCCAGAAUGCAGGAUUGAAGGUUGCAACAAACUUGAUUUUGCAAGUACCCACAUGUCUCAAGUUUAAAGGGAGGAUGUACCACACUGGAAUGGCUGGGGGUAUAGGCCUCUAUAGAGAUGGCUUAAAUGGCCCUCCUCUAAUGAGCAGGAUGGGAGCUCCACCAGGUCUACCAGGUGCAGUUGGAGCUGCUCCUGAAGCCAUGGCUUCUGUUGCUUAUGACUAUGACGCAGGUCCUGAACCAGUGGAAACAGUCCGCACAUUUUUCCCUGAAACCUGGAUUUGGGACUUGGUGGAAGUUGGAGAGUCUGGAAAAAAGACUGUGGCUCACACUGUCCCAGACACCAUCACCACCUGGGAGACAGAAACCUUCUGCUUGUCCUCUCAAGGUUUUGGUCUGGCUCCUCGUCAAAAGAUUACCGUCUUCCAGCCUUUUUUCCUUGAGCUGACCCUGCCCUACUCCAUCAUCAGGGGGGAGAACUUUGAGUUGAAAGCAACUGUCUUCAACUACCUGAGCAGCUGCAUCAUGGUGGAGGUAACUCCGACCCCCUCAUCAGACUACACCCUCACUGCCCUCUCUAGUGACCAGUACACAUCCUGCCUGUGUGGGAAUGAACGCAAAACCCUCCGCUGGAACUUGGCUUCUAUUGCAUUAGGGGUUAUGAAUGUGACAGUCAGUGCCGAGGCUGUACCUUCCCAUGCUUCAUGUGACAACGAGAUCGUGAAGGUCCCAGAAAGAGGCCGCAUUGACAAAGUCACCAAAUCUCUUAUAGUCAAGGCUGAAGGAGUUGAGGUAACAAAGGCAUACAACUGGCUGUUGUGUCCAAAUGGAAACACUUUGACUGAGACGACAGAGAUCCAACUUCCUGACAAUGUGAUUGAAGGAUCUGCCCGUGGGACGGUAUCAGUUCUUGGUGACAUCCUGGGGCGUGCCUUGAAGAACCUGGAUGGACUGCUGCAGAUGCCAUAUGGAUGUGGAGAGCAGAACAUGGCUCUGCUUGCUCCUGACAUCUACAUUCUUCAUUACCUAAAAAGCACCAAACAGCUGACCCCAGAGAUCAAUGAAAAGGUGUCCCAGUUUUUGAAGAGUGGCUACCAGAGACAACUGAACUACAAAGACAGUGAAGGGGCUUACACUACAUUUGGAUCAGGACCAGGCAACACAUGGCUGACAGCAUUUGUACUGAGAUCUUUUUACAAAGCGCAGUCUUUCAUCUACAUCGAUGAAGAGAAAAUUAAAGAAUCCAGGAGAUGGCUUGAAGGAAAACAAAUGCAGAAUGGCUGUUUCGAACAAUCAGGAAAACUCUUCAACAACAGAAUGAAGGGUGGAGUGUCUGAUGAAGUUACUCUGAGUGCUUAUAUCACUGCUGCCUUUUUAGAGAUGAAAAUUUCCCCAAAUGACCAUGUUUUGAAUAAAAGCCUGUUGUGCCUCAAGUCGUCCCUGAGCGACCUCAGCAACACCUACACUACAGCUCUUCUAGCUUAUGUCUUCACGCUGGCAGAAGACAUGGAGACACGUGAUCAUCUUCUGAAGCAGCUUGACAACUCUGCAAUAAGAGAAGGGGGGUUCCUGCACUGGUCACAAACAGGAACCGAGAAGUCUGAUUCCCUCUCAGUGGAGAUUACCUCCUAUGUGCUAAUGGCCAAACUAGGAGCAUCUCCCACCUCUGAAGAUCUGGGCUACGCCUCAAGCAUUGUCAGGUGGUUGUCAGGACAGCAAAACUACUACGGAGGAUUCUCCUCCACUCAGGACACAGUGGUGGCCCUCCAGGCGUUGGCCCUGUACUCCAGUCUGGUUUUCACUCCAGGCGGUUCAAGCACGGUCACUCUUCAGUCUCCUAGCGGCCAGCUGACGUUCCACGUAAAUCCAGACAAUAAGCUUCUUUAUCAGGAGAGCGUGCUGCAGAAAAUGACAGGAAGCUACAACCUUGAGGUGAAAGGAUCUGCGUGUGCUUCAGUGCAGAUUUCUCUCUUUUACAACAUCCCCACCCCCCAAGAGACAAACACCCUGAGUAUAAAGGUUCUACCGGAAGCUGACUUAUCAACCAAGAAACCCAGAGUGAUUCUGAAGCUCAACUCCCUAUACACUGGGAAAGAGACAAACACAAACAUGGUGAUCAUAGAUAUCACAAUACUGUCUGGAUUUGUACCGAACGUGAAGUCUUUAGACAGUAUCAAGAAAGCACCCCUCGUGGAUCGUGUCGAGCACAAAGACGGCCAUGUUUUGGUUUACCUUCGAGAGCUGGUGAAGGAGCUACCCAUGAACUACAGCCUGGUACUCGAACAGCAGCACGUCGUGCAGAACCUCAAACCUGCUGUGGUCACACUCUACGACUAUUACCAGCCAAGUGAACGAGCUGAGGCCGAAUAUACUUUUCAAAAUUGAGGAGUCACUGCUGCACUUCAGAUCACAAGAAUGCGGGUGGCAGUACAUGCCUGAACCUCAUCAUUUUACCUCCAGGAGGAGACAUUAAGCAUCACUUUUGUAUAAACUAUGAGUUUUAAAAGUUCAGUAAAGAGACUGUCCUAAGUGAAGCUCAUGGUUUUAUUUCUGUGAUCCACUUUGUGUGAACGAGUUGAAAAGAAGAGAUGAAAAGUAUGAAAUACAUUAAAAGAAGGUUUAUGACCAAAAUAA